Molecule: messenger RNA, 516 nt
Organism: Parnassius apollo (apollo)
Lineage: Eukaryota; Metazoa; Arthropoda; Insecta; Lepidoptera; Papilionidae
Source: the annotation of a GenBank genome assembly
AUGCCUAAGAGCUUUAAGAUGCCGCAAAAAUGGAUGUGUCCGGAUUGUAUAAGUAAACAGCCGCGUAAAGACAAUUCGGAUACGCCAAUUAAGGUGCUAACAGAUCUUAAUAAAAGCGAAUCUUCAGCGUCUUCACCAUUAGAGUAUUGUGACUCUGAUGACAAAUGGUCACAAAUUAUGCAGGAACUUAAAUCCGAAAUAAUAUCAAUGCGCCAAGAAAUUAAUAACUUUAGCGCAAAAUUUGAUAAAGUUUAUACGGCGGUAGGCGAUUUAUGCAAGCGAGUCGACUGUAUGGAACACAGAUUAGAUGCACUUGAGCAACAAAAAAAUUGUGAGCCACCUUCAAAUGGUAGUAAUGAAAUUAGUGAAAUGAUGGAAUGUCUUAAAAUGGAGCUAAAUAACCGUGACCAAGAACAACUUCUUAUGGAUGUAGAAAUUUCCUGCCUCCCAGAAGUUAAAGGCGAAAAUCCGACACACCUCGCUAUUCUUAUUGAAACUUCGAAAAACUGGCUGUGA